Coregonus clupeaformis (lake whitefish) is the source of this 5510-nucleotide messenger RNA. RefSeq names its product chloride intracellular channel protein 4. Lineage: Eukaryota; Metazoa; Chordata; Actinopteri; Salmoniformes; Salmonidae. Bases 456 to 4631 code for a protein of 1391 amino acids. The transcript is spliced from 6 exons. The record is from RefSeq and is a predicted model, not a curated record.
GAGUGGAGUAGAGGGGCCAUGCUGGGCUAGGCAUGGUUGUGGGGGUAUAGGCUUUGGAGCUGGGCUGGGCUGGGCUGAGGGGAUAUAGGCUCUGGGCGGAUUUAAAGGAGGCAGGCUGGUCAUGUGGGGAUCAACUUCUGAAACUCAGCCUAAUCCUCUGGAGAAGGAGGGAGAGGGAGAGGGAGAGGGAGAGAGAGAGAGAGGAAGAGAUUGUACUUUGACCAACUGUACACAGGCACUAGUUACAGAUUGGAGCCCCAGGCAGCGACAACUAGAAGCUGUGCGUGCGUCUGUGGAACCUACAAACACACACUUACCCAACUUCCUCAAAUUCGGCUGGAAUUCCUGGACACACACUUACCCAACUUCCUCAAAUUCGGCUUGAAUUCCUGGACACAUACUUGUUGGAACCUUGGACACACUCCUUCCCAGUGUGUGUUGGUCUUCCAGUAACCAUGGCCCAGUCUGAAGCUAAUGGCCUCAGCCCGGACCUCUCCAACGGAGCCAUCAUCCACAGCCCUAUAGGAACCUGUACCGACCCGGAUACACAGAGACAACGAGAUGAAGAGGAGGAGGAGGAGGAGGAGGAUGUAGAACUUGCAGAGGAGGUGUUGGAACUGGGGGAGGAGGUGGGCGAGGACAUGGAUGACAUUGGGCUGGCAGGUGAGGGUAAGGGAGGUGCAGCUGAUCAUUUCGAAGUGAUGGUGCAAGCUAAUGGGAGUGGAGGAGAGGAGGGAGAGGAGGGGGAGAGGGGGAUUGAAGAGAAGGAGGUUAGUUUCCAGGAAAAGAGAGAGGGAGGUAAACGAGAGAGGGAGCUGACCGUGCCAGUUGUUGUAAUUGAAGAGGAGCAGGAGAAAUCUGUAGAGGCUGUAGAAGAAGAGAAGUCUGCUGAGAGAGAGGAGGAGUCAGCAGGGGCGGACAAAGGGAGAGAAAUAGAGGAGAGCGAACCUCCUCUCCCCCCACCACCCCCUAGUUUACCUGACCAACCUGUUCAGACCACUGAGAUAGCUACAGAACACUCACACGAGAAGGAGGGAGGAGAGAGGGAAGAGGAGGGAGGAGAGAGGGAAGAGGAGGGAGGAGAGAGGGAAGAAGAGAAGGAGUCAGUCACUCUGUGUGUGGAGGAGGGAGAGGUGAAGGAGACAGCGGGGAGAGAAACUGAAUCCAUUAAUGAUGAGGUAGAGAGGAAAAAUGAAGAGACAUCUCCAGAGGCAGAAAAGGCACAAAUAGUUUUGCCUGUUGAUAAGACAGAGGACGAUGUCGAUUUGACGACAACAGAACCGCCAGUCCCGUCCACUGAUGAUGAGGUGGAGAGUAAAGAAGGGCUGUGUACAGAGAGUCAAAAGCCAGAAACUAAAUCCACUACAGAUGAGUUAGCGAAGGAAGAGCAGAGUGGCGGUGAGGACCCAGAGAUGCCCAUCAGCCAGGCGACUAAUGAUGAUGGCAUGGCAAGAGUGAGUGAUGAAAGCAGGAGUCAAGUGACUGAGGACUGUCAAACUGUGUCCACUAGCGAUGAGGUCAGAGAGACACGGCAGGAGGAAGGACAGGAAGAGGAUCCUAAACAUCAGCCAGCCAAUGACAAUGAAGGAGAGAGUGAGGAAAGUAAGAAUGUAGUGUCAGAGAAUCAACAGGUUGCACAAGAAGAGAGGGAUGAGAAGCAGCAGGGAAGUGAGAACAGUACAGAGAAAAAAGAGGAGGAGGUUACAAGCCCUGUUACAGAGGGACAGACCACUAAAGAAGACGUUUUAGAGAAAGAAGAGGAGGGGCAUCAAGCGACAGAGCACCAGCCCCCGUUGUUCGUUACUGAUGAGGUCAUAGAGACCGGAGUUGUCAAGAGUCAGGCAACCACGGCUCAACAGCCACAGGAUGUUGUCACUCCACCUGUUGAGGUAGAGGGAGGGAGCAAGAGCAAGGAACAGCCACUGAUACAGCCCGAUGAGAGUCAGGGGGGUGAGAAUGGAGCUAAAGAGGAGGGAGGUUUACAACAGACAGAACAGCAGCUACAGGUCGAAGAGGGUGACAGUGAAAGGGCAGUGGAAGGAGGUGGUGGGGAAAAGGAAGAGCCACAACAGGUUAGGGAUGAUGCGGUGGCGGGGAUGGACACAGGAGGCAGCAAAGUAGAGGAGGAGCAAAAGAAGGAGGAUAAUGUAGAGAUAGCAGAGGAAGAGAGAAGAGGUGGAGGUAUGGAGGAACAGACGGAAAAGGCUUUGGAGCCUGAUAAUGCUGCCAGACAAGAGGAGGAAGAGAAAGAAGUUAAAGUUGUAGCUCAGCCACAGGUACAGAUACUCAAGGGUUCAGCAGGAGACACACAGGAGGAGGAUUUAGAGCAUGUCGAGGAGGCUUUCGAGCUUGAGGAGGGAGGAGACAUGGAGAAAGAACAGCCAGGAGAGGUCAUUCUGGAUGAGCCCAGAGCUACAGAGGUGGGAGGGGCUGAAGAGAUGGAACAUCAGGCUCCGGUCUCAGAGAUAGGGACGGGAGGAUCAGAGGGAAGGGGUGAGUUGGAGGAACAGCCAGUGACAAACAUUGACGAUAAUCUAGACUCCCAAUCAGAGGGAGCGAUUGAGAUGGCGGAAGAGCCAGAGGAUCUCAUUGAGGAUGAGUCUAAACCUGCAUUAGAGGGAGGCAGCGAGAGUGUAGAACAGCCAGGGCCUGUCACUAAGAAUGAGCCAGUAAAGGUAGGGAAGGAAGACACAGCGAAGGAAAGAAGGAAAGAGAAGGAAGAAGAGGUGGAGCUAGGGGUCAAAGGUCGCAAAGCCAGGAUAGAGAAUGGGUUCCCUGGAACAGAGGAGGUGAAACGACAACUGCUGAAUGAGAUGCUGCUAUCUCCCACACGGCUGAAACAAGGAGAAAUGAAAGAAGAGGUGACAGUAAAAAGAGAUAGGGUCACGCCCCGCAGAAGGAGCGACGACUGGAUCAAGAAGGCGGCCCCAGAGGAGGUGCAGACCCGCAGAGGGAGCGACGACUGGAUCAAUAAGGCGUCCCCAGAGGAGGUGCAGACCCGCAGAGGGAGCGACGACUGGAUCAAGAAGGCGUCCCCAGAGGAGGUGCAGACCCGCAGAGGGAGUGACGACUGGAUCAAGAAGGCGGCCCCAGAGGAGGUGCAGACCCGCAGAGGGAGCAACGACUGGAUCAAGAAGGCGGCCCCAGAGGAGGUGCAGACCCGCAGAGGGAGCGACGACUGGAUCAAGAAGGCGUCCCCAGAGGAGGUGCAGACCCGCAGAGGGAGCAACGACUGGAUCAAGAAGGCGGCCCCAGAGGAGGUGCAGACCCGCAGAGGGAGCGACGACUGGAUCAAGAAGGCGGCCACAGAGGAGGUGCAGACCCCCGGGAGGAGGGAGGACUGGGCCAAGAAGGAGGCCCCAGAGGAGGCGCAGACCCGCAGAAGGAGCGACGACUGGAUCAAGAAGGAGGCCCCAGAGGAGGGGCAGACUCCUGGGAGGAGGGAAGACUGGAUCAAGAAGGAGGCCCCAGAGGAGGCGCAGACCCGCAGAAGGAGCGACGACUGGAUCAAGAAGGAGGCCCCAGAGGAGGCGCAGACCCCCGGGAGGAGGGAGGACUGUAUUAAGGAGGCCCCAGAGGAGGCGCAGAACCCUGGGCGGAAGGAGGACUGGAUUAAGAAGUUGUCACCAGAGGAGGCGCAGACCUAUGGGAGGAGGGAGGACUGGAUGAAGGAGCUGAAGUCGGUGAUCAAAGAGGAGGUGCGUUCCCCGAAGAGGAGAGAGGAGCCGGUGAAGAAGAAGAAGGUGGUGCUCAUGGAGGAGGUGCCCACGUUCAUGCACCAGAGGAAAGAGGUGAAAAUAGAGGUGAAGAAAGAGGAGGCAGCGCAGGGGGAGGGGGAGGUGAAGACGGUGAAGAAGUCUGUGAGGCUGCAGAGCCCAACUCCUCACGAGGAACGCAGCGACAGUCCGGACCCCCAGGAGUACGAGAUCUCCCUCUAUGUCAAGGCUGGCAGUGAUGGUGAGAGCAUCGGGAACUGUCCGUUCUCCCAGCGCCUCUUCAUGAUCCUGUGGCUGAAGGGAGUCAUCUUCAACGUUACCACAGUCGAUCUCAAAAGGAAACCGUCGGACCUGCAGGACCUGGCCCCGGGGACCAACCCUCCGUUCGUCACGUUUAACGGGGAGGUGAAGGUCGACGUCAACAAGAUAGAAGAGUUCCUGGAGGAAAAACUCACGCCACCACGGUACCCCAAGUUGGCGACUAAACACCCAGAGUCAAACACUGCAGGUAUAGAUGUGUUCUCCAAGUUCUCUGCCUACAUCAAGAACCCCCGCAAAGAUACCAACGACGGCCUGGAGAAGGCCCUGUUGAAGUCUCUGAGGCGGUUGGAUGAAUUUCUGAGGACCCCCCUGCCGGAGGAGAUCGAUGCCAACAGCAUAGACGACCCUCAGGAGUCCACACGCUGCUUCCUGGACGGACCUGACCUCACUCUGGCAGACUGCAACCUGCUGCCCAAACUACACAUUAUAAAGGUGGUGGCCAGGAAGUACCGUGGCUUUGAGAUCCCGGCGGAGAUGGCGGGGGUGUGGCGCUAUCUGAACCACGCCUACAAGAGGGAAGAGUUUACCAACACCUGUCCUGUCGAGCGUGAGAUCGAAUUCGCCUACAUAGAUGUGGCCAAACGAAUCAAAUAGCAAGAGACUGAGAAGGCCCAAUCCCAAAUUGCAUGUGUGUGUGUGUGUGUGUGUCUUUGUGCACUCCCCGGUUGGGUUGCACGGCGCUCAUAUGUAUUGUCAUGCCUGCUGUGAAUCUAAGACCACUAGACAGAGAGGUCUGCAUCCAUUUCACAUCCAGUCCUUUGGACCAAAGCCCUCUGUAGUGCACUAUAAUAUAGGGUGUCAUUUAAGACACAAACACUGUUAGAAACCUAGAGUACUAACUCUAACAACACAUAGUACUAUCUACUAACACUGCAACAUUGUAAAACUGUCCUAAAGCAGCCAUAAGCAUUCAUUAGAUUGUUAUAACCUCUGUGUCUCGGAGGUAUAGCAGAGCACAGGUAGACACGCCAUACUUAUUAUAUGAAUAUGCAACACUUUGGCCUUGACCACAGUAUUAACCUAUAUAUAGAAAUGAACAUACAUAUAUUUUAUAAAUUCACUUUUCUUUAGUUUCUCCUCUGUCUAAUUUUGGCUAUCUAUGGGUGAAUAAUAAUCAAUAGUAAAAAAGGUCUGACUGUUUUCUACUUGUAUGCUUUGUAAAAGCAAAAUGUAUGUGUACUCACGGCAUGUUGUUACCAAUGAAAAAUAACAUUAUUUUAAUCUCAUAAAUCUGCAUUGAUAUCGUUUUAUAUAUAAUUCUAUUGACCAUAGGAUGAUUGUGGGUGGGGCUUUCUGUUGAGAAGCUCCCCUGAUUGGGCCUUCCUGAACAUACAGGUUGAAUCGGAAGCCAUUUUGAUUGUGGCGGAAGUGUGUACUGUAUCUCUCUAUGCAGCAAACAAAUUCUGACACAACCCUGUGCACUCGCCUUAUAAUCCUCACCAGAGGAGACAUUAUUAAACUGAUUUCAGAACA